CGGCGGAGCAGCCCUGCGCGGGCCAUGUCUUCUCCGGCCGUGGCGAGGGCUUCCCCUGGCGGGAAUCGGGAGGCGGCUGGCGGACCGCGGAGCCGGAACGGGCCGUGGGAAGUGGGCGGCGGCGAGCGGCUGGAGCGCGCGGGCGCGGAGCCGGGGCGCUGGGAGCUGCUGCUCCGCCGCGGCGAGCUGCUGGCGCUGGGCGGCCACCUGAAGGGAGCGCUGGAGGCGUUCGCGGCCGCGCUGCGCCGCGGGGCUCCGGCCAGGCCCGAGCGCCUUGACUCCCUAGUGGACUGCCUAGUGUUCAGCUACCGGCUCCGUCACGGGCUGCGCUGGAGCGCGGCGCCCGCGGCGGGCGCGGCCGGGCUGCUCAGUUGCCUGGGUUGCCGGGGCUUCCUCAGCGAGCCGGUGACCGUGCCAUGCGGCCACAGCUACUGUCGCCGCUGCCUGCGGAGGGAGCUGCGCGCCCGCUGCCGCCUGUGCCGGGACCGCCUGCCGCCAGCCGCCGCCACUGCGGAGGGGACCCCGAAGCCUCCGCCCCUGGCCGCCGCCAUCGCCGACUUCCGAACUAGCGUCGUGCUCAACCACCUGGCGGAGAAGUGGUUCCCGGGCCAGCGCGAACGCGCGCGGGCAGCCGGCCGCCUUGGGGAGCUGCUACACCAAGGGCGCUACCGGGAGGCCCUGGCCGCCGCCUGUGACGCCCUGCGAGCAGAGCCUAGCGACCUGAUACUCAAAGUCUACAGAGCGGAGUCCUACGCCGGCCUGCAGGAGUUUAAAGCAGCCAUAGAGGAUCUGAAUGCAGUUCUCUUUCAGCUCCCUAACUGGCCCGAGGUCUACUUCAGGAAAGGGAAAGUCCUCCAGGAUGCCGGGUUCCUUGGCGACGCCUUACAGCUCUUCCUUCAGUGCUUAGCCCUUGAUGAAGACUUUGCCCCUGCAAAGCUACAAGUAGAAAAGAUUUUGUGUGACUUAUUGUCACCGGAAAACCUAAAGGAAGGCCUGAAAGAGCCUUCCUGGAGUUCGUUACCGUGUAAUAAAAACAAGCCUUUUGGCUUUCCUUCGGGAGUGGAGGAGCCCCAGUCUCCUGCGGAGCCUGGCCUGAGGCAGGCUGAAGAACAACCAGAGGAUGCCGCAGAGGCUGUCAGAGGAAGCUUGAACCGUGCUAGGUCGGCGCAAGCCAUCAAUGUAGCGGCCAUGCCUGCCAGAGAAGACGGUUUAAAGCGCGUGUCCUCUGAACCUUUACUGUCCGCUCAGGGAAAAGGUGUUCUGCUGAAAAGAAAGCUGUCUCUCUUAGAACAGGAUGUGAUUCUUAAUGAAGAUGGGCGGAGCAAGCUCAAAAAGCAAGGUGAAUCCCCCAGUGAAGACUCCGCGUCUUCGUUAGCUUAUGGUGACAUCCCGGAAGAAUUAAUAGAUGUCUCAGACUUCGAGUGUUCUCUCUGUAUGAGGUUGUUUUUUGAGCCAGUAACAACCCCAUGCGGACAUUCAUUCUGUAAGAACUGUCUGGAGCGCUGCUUAGAUCACGCGCCAUACUGUCCGCUCUGCAAAGAAAGCUUAAAAGAGUAUCUAGCCGAUAGGAGGUACUGCGUCACACAGCUGCUGGAAGAGCUAAUAGUCAAGUAUUUGCCAGAUGAGCUGUCUGAGAGGAAGAAAAUCUACGAUGAAGAAACUGCCGAGCUCUCACACUUGACCAAGAAUGUCCCGAUAUUUGUUUGCACUAUGGCCUACCCCACUGUGCCUUGUCCUCUCCAUGUAUUUGAGCCCAGAUACAGGCUCAUGAUUCGAAGAAGCAUGCAGACAGGAACCAAGCAGUUCGGGAUGUGUGUCAGCGAUACGCAAAACAGCUUUGCAGAUUAUGGCUGUAUGUUACAAAUUCGAAAUGUGCAUUUCUUACCGGAUGGAAGGUCGGUUGUUGACACCGUUGGAGGAAAGCGGUUCCGAGUUUUAAAAAGAGGGAUGAAAGAUGGCUACUGUACUGCAGACAUUGAAUAUCUGGAAGAUGUUAAGAUUGAGAACGGAGAUGAAAUACGGACUCUGAGGGAGCUUCAUGACCUGGUGUACUCACAGGCCUGUGGCUGGUUUCAGAAUUUAAGAGACAGAUUUCGAAGCCAAAUCCUUCAGCACUUCGGAUCAAUGCCUGAGAGGGAGGAAAACCUCCAGGCAACCCCUAAUGGACCUGCUUGGUGUUGGUGGCUGCUGGCUGUCCUGCCUGUAGACCCUCGGUAUCAGCUCUCCGUACUGUCAAUGAAGUCUUUGGAGGAACGGCUGACAAAGAUACAGCAUAUUCUGACUUAUUUUUCUAGAGACCAAUCUAAGUAACGAACUGCUUGGAUCUUACUUAGCUCACUCUUAGCCCAGAGGCUGAGAAGCGGUUGGAUCUUAAUUUAAAGUCACCCUGAUCCGGCUACGUUGACGGCCGGGUUGUCCGCUGCCUUUGCACACCCAGUGCUGGUUUAAGAAAUUAAGGAAACUUUUUUUUUUCCUUCAACCUCCUGAAUCUCGUGGAUCUGCAAAUGAAUACCUUCAACUAGGUCCAAGACCACUAAGAACUUGCACAGAAAACACGCACUGAAUGUGUGUCAAACCUCUACAUUGUGAUGAACUUGCACUAUGUACCGUACUCUAGAUGAACUUCGUACUCCGUGUAUGUAUGAUGUAUGUG
Messenger RNA from Acomys russatus (golden spiny mouse), 2653 nucleotides. It is a transcript of the gene Lonrf1, whose product is annotated as LON peptidase N-terminal domain and ring finger 1. The record is from RefSeq and is a predicted model, not a curated record. The coding region runs from base 25 to 2310 and encodes 761 amino acids. NCBI's taxonomy places the organism in Eukaryota, Metazoa, Chordata, Mammalia, Rodentia, Muridae. The transcript is spliced from 12 exons. Gene Ontology annotation, molecular function: protein binding; metal ion binding.